This is a messenger RNA of Microtus ochrogaster (prairie vole), 3962 nucleotides long. RefSeq names its product neutral sphingomyelinase activation associated factor (gene Nsmaf). Bases 811 to 3453 code for a protein of 880 amino acids. NCBI's taxonomy places the organism in Eukaryota, Metazoa, Chordata, Mammalia, Rodentia, Cricetidae. Gene Ontology annotation, molecular function: protein binding. The transcript has 30 exons. The record is from RefSeq and is a predicted model, not a curated record.
GUUUCAAACCUUAACCUCUGCCUAUCCGCUAUUGACUAAUGCCUUGCCUGACUGCUUUGAAGGAUGCUGGUUGUGUGUCCCUCCUGGGUCAAACUCACAACCACCAUUUGUGGCUUCACCCACUCAUUGUCUUAUUAGAUUCUCCUAUCUUGCCGCCUGCAAAUUGCUCUGAGUCAGUAACAACCACUACCCUGUCCCUCUCCCACAUCUCUCUCUUCGGUGCUGCAGACUGCUUUAACUCCUCAGGAACACACUUUGUGGGAACUCUGGAUUCUGCAGAUCGCAAUAAUGCCAUGACGCUUAGUGACUACCACACCGUCCCUAAUUCCAAAUAUUCACUUCGUCUCGAGUCUCUGCGGAACGGCAGUCGACCGACCGCUGCCUAUCUUAGGUGGUCUGGGACUUGUGCCCGGUGUUCCUUUUUCCUAAAUUAGGGUUGGGACCAGGUGAAGAACCUUUGCCGAUUCCCAUCACUGAAUUUAGAACAGCAGGGCAUGACUAACGAGCCGUCCCGCUCCCACCCCUGGGGGCGGGGUAGGGGGUGCUCCGGGCAGGCUCUCACGUGUGCGGUCUGCAGAGGUUGGUCGGGACAGGGUAGGACGCGGCCCCCGCGGCCCCAGGUCAGCGCGCGCCCCUCCUCCGGGCCUGAGUCACCGCGUCGCCCGAGUCCCCACGCCAGGAUGCUGCGCUGAGCACACGGUCGGGACGCCGCGGGGCCCUGGGGGCGCUGGCAGCGUGGGGUUCUCGGCCGCCCGGCGGCGCCGCUCGGGACUUGCUCGGACGCUCGGCGGCCUGCGCGCCCGGGCCUCCAUGGCGUUCACCCGGAAGAGGCAGCGCGAGCAGCAGCUGCAGCUCUACUCCUCCAAGGAGAGGUUCUCCUUGCUGCUGCUCAACUUGGAGGAGUACUACUUCGAGCAGCACACGGCUUUCCACGUCCAGAGCCAGGACAGCCACGAGGAGAGGAAAACCAGAGGCUCCUUAAAGAUAUGUUCAAAAUCAGUGAUUUUUGAACCAGAUGCGAUCUCCCAGCCCAUCAUUAAGAUCCCUUUGAGAGACUGCUUGAAAAUAGGAAAACGUGGAGAAAAUGGAGCCAACAGACACCUUACAAAGGCAAAAUCUUCAGGUAUUUCACUCAUUUUCAGACAGGUGUACUUCAUUAAAGAACACAACAUUGUGGCGCCAUAUAAGAUAGAACGGGGAAAGAUGGAGUAUGCCUUUGAACUGGAGGUUUCUGGGAAGGUGGAGGAUGUUGUGGAGACGCUGCUUCAGCUGCACAGAGCAUCCUGUCUUGAUAAACUUGGUGACCAAACAGCCAUGAUAACAGCUAUCUUGCAGUCACGUUUGGCUAGGACAUCAUUUGACAAAAACAGCUUAGCUGUCAGUUCGAGCAAAUCUUUUGAAGGCGCCUCAAAUUACAUUGAUUACUUACCUGUCAUUCCCCACAAGGACCAAGAGAUUUUGGUGCAAGGUUCUGCUGACCUCAUAGAAUGGAUUGGGAUGUGUUCUGUGGUCCUGUGUUUACCAGAAGAACGAGGCUUGCCCCACCCCUGUCCCGCAGAGAACCACGCCACCGAGCACACUGCAGAGAGCUACAUGCUGCAGUGGCAGCGAGGGCUCCUCUCCAACUCCCAGUACCUGCUCCACCUCAACAACCUGGCCGACCGCAGCUGCAAUGACCUCUCCCAGUACCCCGUGUUUCCGUGGAUAAUAAAUGACUACUCCAGCCCGGAGUUAGAUUUGUCCAAUCCUGAAACCUUCCGAGAUCUUAGUAAGCCAGUGGGCGCCUUAAAUCAGGAGCGGCUGGAGAGACUGCUGACGCGAUACCAGGAAAUGCCCGAGCCGAAGUUCAUGUAUGGGAGCCACUACUCCUCACCGGGCUAUGUGCUCUUCUACCUCGUCAGGAUUGCACCGGAGUAUAUGCUGUGUCUACAGAAUGGAAGAUUUGAUAAUGCAGAUAGGAUGUUCAACAGUAUUGCAGAAACCUGGAAAAACUGUUUGGAUGGCGCAACGGAUUUUAAAGAGUUGAUCCCGGAAUUUUAUGAUGAAGACGUCAGCUUUUUAGUCAAUAGUCUGAAGCUGGAUCUGGGAAAGAGACAAGGAGGACAGAUGGUUGACGACGUGGAGCUCCCAGCAUGGGCCUCAAGUCCCCAGGACUUCCUCCAGAAGAACAAGGCUGCCUUGGAAAGCAGUUACGUCUCCGAGCACCUUCACGAGUGGAUUGAUCUCAUAUUUGGCUAUAAGCAAAAAGGGAGUGAGGCUGUAGGAGCCCACAAUGUAUUUCAUCCCCUGACCUAUGAAGGUGGUGCAGACCUAAACAGCAUUGAGGAUCCUGAUGAGAAAGUAGCCAUGCUGACCCAAAUUUUGGAAUUUGGGCAGACACCAAAACAGUUGUUUGUGACACCGCAUCCUCGAAGGAUCACACCCAAGUUCAAAAGUGUGUCCCAAGCCUCCAGCUAUAAUGCGUCUGUGACAGAUUCCCCAGUCUCUCCAGGGGAGGAGUCAUUCGAAGACCUGACCGAGGAAAGUAGAAGCCUGGCCUGGAAUAACAUCACCAAGUUGCAGCUGCAUGAACAAUACAAAAUCCACAAAGAGGCAGUUACAGGGAUAGCAGUGUCUUGCAAUGGGUCUUCAGUCUUUACCACAUCACAAGAUUCCACUCUGAAGAUGUUUUCUAAGGAAUCCAAAAUGCUACAAAGAAGCAUAUCAUUUUCAAAUAUGGCUCUAUCAUCUUGUUUACUUUUGCCAGGAGACACCACUGUCAUAAGUUCUUCCUGGGAUAACAACGUCUAUUUUUAUUCCAUAGCAUUCGGAAGACGUCAGGACACAUUGAUGGGACAUGAUGAUGCUGUCAGCAAGAUCUGUUGGCAUAAUGACAGGCUGUAUUCUGCAUCGUGGGACUCUACCGUAAAGGUGUGGUCCGGUGUUCCUGCAGAAAUGCCAGGCACUAAAAGACACCAGUUUGACUUGCUGGCCGAGCUGGAACAUGAUGUCAGUGUCGAUACCAUCAAUUUAAAUACUGUAAGCACACUGUUAGUUUCUGGCACCAAAGAAGGUAUGGUGAAUAUUUGGGACCUCACUACGGCCACCUUAUUACACCAGAUUUCAUGCCAUUCAGGGACAGUAUGUGAUGCUGCUUUUAGCCCAGAUAGUCGCCAUGUCCUCAGCACGGGAUUAGAUGGCUGUCUAAACGUGAUUGAUGUGCAGACGGGCAUGCUCAUCUCAUCCAUGGCCUCGGAGGAGCCACAGAGGUGCUUUGUCUGGGAUGGAAAUUCCGUCUUAUCUGGAAGUGGGUCUGGUGAGCUGCUUGUUUGGGACCUCCUUGGAGCAAAGAUCAGUGAGCGGAUACAGGGCCAUACAGGUGCCGUGACAUGCAUAUGGAUGAACGAACAGUGCAGCAGCAUCAUCACGGGAGGGGAAGACAGGCAGAUUAUGUUCUGGAAACUGCAGUAUUAAGUGCCUUUUCCUCACUGUUGAGUUCACGUCUAUUUAAUGUGAACUGGCGAAUGUGCAAUGACAGUACUUUAACUACAUGAAGAAUUUGUGGUUUCAGCUUCCUAAAUUAUGAUGACUUCAUUCAAAGCCAUUUGUUGUCAUCCAUUAAGGCAGAUAAAUAUAUGGCGGUGUUAGGGGCAAGAACAUUCUUUUGAAGACAGGACUGUCACCUGUGAUGAAGGUUACAAGACUCUACCCGGUGGCAGAGGAUAAGAACUACCCAUCCAGCUGAGAAAACCGCAGGCAGCACUGGCCAGCCCAGUUCUCCGAGAGGAAGAAGCCUCUGACCCAAGUGCCCAGCUGUCACCAGGGUCUUCAGUGUGUUUUCAUGGAUUGCUGCCCUCUGCAGUGCUGUGCACUCAGAUUCUAAGAAUCUGGGGGAGGAAUAUACUGUGUAUAGUAACGGUUUAUAUUUCAUUACGCUACUAAAUGUUCAUCUUUUCUACAUUAAAUUUUUUUCUGUAAUGAAA